This is a messenger RNA of Lecanosticta acicola, 1399 nucleotides long. The record is from the annotation of a GenBank genome assembly. Lineage: Eukaryota; Fungi; Ascomycota; Dothideomycetes; Mycosphaerellales; Mycosphaerellaceae.
AUGCAUUUCAAUCUUCUUGGCCUCGCUGCCAUCAGCCUUGCUACUCUAGCAUUGGCCGCCCCUAUCGACAAGGACGCUGUCCUAGAGAUGAGGGAGCCACUUUCGGCUGAAGCGAAAAGGGAGGCCAGUUUUCAGUAUGACAGCGGUGCCUCGAGGUCGAUAACCGGUAUGAGAGACCCCCCCUUCUGAACGACUGAUAGUGAUUGGAGUCUAACCGAAGUCUAGGUGACCCAUUGGAUGAUGGCAGGAUCGGCCAAGGCAGUCGACGGCCUGGCCUCCAUUCGGCUGUGGCGAAAAUGGAGGCCGGUGUUGAGUCUUUGGCCAGUGAGGGUGUGCCCCCUCCCCCUCUCUUGACGACGAACAAUGAUUGGGAUCUAAUCGAAUCUAGAUAACGUCCAAAAAGUCCCAUCGGUCGGAGGUCCCCCCCAUAACGACCCCGGCCAGAAUCCUUGCGAUCCCGAUUACGCUGUUGGCUGUACUGGUAGUAGAGAGGAGAGAGAGCCACUUUCUAAAAGGGAGGCCAGGAUUCAGGAUUUGACUGGUAAGGAUACCUUACCCCCUUGACGAACUUGAUAGUAAUAGGGAUCUGAUUGAAUCUAGGGGAAACACUAAACGCUCGAUCGUCAGGCGAUGGCCCUGUCAUACACGGCAGAUCCGAUGAUCACAAUUGCGAUUUCGACAACGUGCUUAGCUGUCUAGGUACUCCUCACAAGACAAAUCCACCUUCUGAAAGGGAGGCUAGUAUUCAGGAUUUGCCUGGUAAGGAUAAUUUACCCCCUUGACGACUUCAUAGUAAUAGGGAUCUGAUUGAAUCUAGGUGAAAUACUAAACGCUCGAUCGUUAGGCGGUGGCCCUAUCACAGACGGCAGACCCGGUGGAUCCAGUCCCUAUUGCGAUUACGACGACGUGAUUGGCUGUCCAGGUGUCAAAGAGAAGAGAGAGCCACUUUCUGAAAGGGAGGCUAGUAUUCAGUAUUUGCCCGGUGAGGAUGCCCCCUUCUUAGCGACUGAAUAGUGAUAGGAAUCUAAUUGAAUCUAGGUGAAACACUGAACGCUCGAGCGUUAGGCGAUGGCCCUGUCGUACACGGCAGCGAUCCGUAUUGCGAUCAGUACGACGAGAUUGGCUGUCCAGGUGUCAAAGAGAAGAGAGAGCCACUUUCUGAAAGGGAGGCUAGCAUUCAGUAUUUGCCCGGUGAGGACCCCCCCUUCUUAACGACUGAACGGUGAUGGGGAUCCUAAUCGAAUCUCUAGGUGAAACACUACAAGCGUCCACGGGAGACGGAGCCAAUCGAGCUAGCGCUGGCGGUCCCGGCCCUAACACACCCUACAAACACCCAAAACCCAGCAAACCCAAUCCCUUUUGCGAUCCCGAUGACGAUUCAUUUGGCGGUGGCUGUUAA